Molecule: messenger RNA, 1856 nt
Organism: Daucus carota subsp. sativus
Lineage: Eukaryota; Viridiplantae; Streptophyta; Magnoliopsida; Apiales; Apiaceae
Product: mitogen-activated protein kinase 3
Exons: 6
Coding region: 358-1473 (371 amino acids)
Biological process (GO): intracellular signal transduction; protein phosphorylation
Cellular component (GO): nucleus; cytoplasm
Molecular function (GO): MAP kinase activity; ATP binding
Source: RefSeq, a predicted model, not a curated record
GAUCCCUCAAACGCGUUGUGGCGCGACUUCUCCUUCCUUUCCUGUUGCUCUCAAAGUCCACUCCCCUCACACUUUCUCCCCAUUCAUCUCUUUACACAUAAUAAUCUAUACAUACACGCUACUUGCAUCAACUCUGCUACAUACACUCCUUUAUUGACUGCAUAUAUCAUCGAACCAAAAUUUCGAAACAGUCGGGACUAAAAACAGUUAUAAUCAAUUUUUCGAAGUCGGUACGUGGUUAUAUAUAAAUUAGCUAUAAGAAGCACUUUUUAAACAAGUCAAUAAUAUUUCAUAAUCUAUCUGUACAUCCUCUUAUAUAUUAAAGUGAAGUUAAGGUGUUGAGAGAAGUGUUGAGAAAUGGCUAACGGUGGCGAUGGUCAAUACACCGAUUUUCCGGCGACUCCGACACACGGCGGCCAGUUCAUUCAGUACAACAUAUUCGGAAACUUGUUCGAAGUUACCGCUAAGUACCGGCCUCCGAUCACGCCUAUUGGCCGUGGCGCUUACGGAAUCGUCUGUUCGAUUUUGAAUACGGAGACGAAUGAGAUGGUUGCGGUUAAGAAGAUUGCUAAUGCUUUCGAUAAUUACAUGGAUGCGAAGCGAACUCUGAGGGAGAUCAAGCUUCUUCGCCACUUGGAUCAUGAAAAUGUCAUAGCAAUAACUGAUGUAAUUCCUCCACCUGUAAGGAGGGAAUUUACUGAUGUUUAUGUUGGUAUGGAACUAAUGGACACUGAUCUUCAUCAAAUCAUUCGAUCUAAUCAAGGUUUAUCAGAGGAACACUGUCAGUAUUUCUUGUAUCAACUGCUUCGAGGACUAAAAUAUAUUCACUCUGCAAACAUCAUUCAUCGAGACUUAAAGCCCAGCAACCUGUUGUUGAAUGCAAAUUGUGAUCUGAAGAUCUGUGAUUUUGGUCUCGCUCGUCAUAACACAGACGAUGAGUUCAUGACAGAAUAUGUUGUCACUAGAUGGUAUCGAGCACCUGAGCUGCUAUUGAACUCUUCUGAUUAUUCUGCUGCUAUAGAUGUUUGGUCUGUGGGUUGCAUAUAUAUGGAGCUAAUGAACAGAAAACCUUUGUUUGCGGGUAAAGAUCAUGUGCAUCAGAUGCGAUUGUUGACCGAGCUUCUUGGCACACCAACCGAAGCUGAUCUUGGAUUUGUUCGAAAUGAGGAUGCAAAAAGAUAUAUAAUGCAGCUUCCUCGACACCCUCGUCAGUCGCUGCGGCAGCUUUAUCCACAAGUCCAUCCUUUGGCCAUUGAUCUUAUUGAUAAAAUGCUUACAUUUGAUCCCUCUAAAAGAAUUACUGUCGAAGAAGCAUUAGCACAUCCGUACUUGGCAAGAUUACAUGAUAUAGCUGAUGAACCAGUUUGCACAAAACCGUUCUCUUUUGAAUUUGAGACGGCACAUCUAGGAGAAGAGCAGAUAAAGGACAUGAUUUACCAGGAGGCCUUGGCCUUCAACCCACACUGUGCAUAAUAUAUUGGUAGUAUACACCAUCUGGUUGAUGCCUUUUGUUUCUACCCCUAUCUCAAGAAGUCCAUUAUAAAGAAAUAAAUCGGUAAAUUUGGUUGAUUGAAGAUAUCACUGUGAUCGAAGACUAAUGCGAUUGCAUGAAAUACACUUGUGGUGGUAUUUCUUGGCGGAUCCAAGAUAUUCUCCAUUCUUGUUUACUUUAACUAGCCUGCCAUAUGCUAUUUUACAUCUUGCAUUAUUGCUGACAAAUAUAGUUUCAGCAUCACAUUCUCUCCAUUUUCUUGCCUGUUUGUUGUAAAAUUUCUGUUUAGUUUUUUAGGAGGGAGUUGCUUCUUUGUUUCAUUGUUGAUCCUGUAUUUGGUUAAAUUUGUUCCUUUUUAUUACCA